AGACGCUCACCUGCGCCCCAGGUGAGCGGCGAGGGGGGCGGGGGAAGGGGCCGAGCCGGAGGCGGCUCACCUGGUGGAACAGGUGCCUGGCUACAGCAAACCAUGCAGUGAGCCAUGCCUCGACCGGGACACCCUCGCCCAUCAUCUGGGCCCCCACGCUUGGGACCCUGGGAGCGGCCAACAGAGCUAUGCUUGGAGACAUACGAUGAGCCAUCCAGGGCCCCACCAAGCCGCCGCACCCGCAGGCCAGACCCCAAAGACCCUGGCCACUAUGGGCCCGAGAGCCUUACCUUCAUCUCUAGCUCUACUGAGCCAGCUGCUGAACCCCCAACCUGCUGCCUGCUCUGGCAACCCUGGGUGUGGGACUGGUGCCGGGCUGCCUUCUGCUUCCGCCGCUGCCGGAAUUGCCUCCAGCGCUGUGGAGCCUGUGUGCGGGGCUGCAGCCCCUGCUUGUCUGCUGGGGACUCCCCUGAGGGGGCUGCUGAAGCCAAUUGGGCCAAGGAGCACAAUGGAGUGCCCCCCAGCCCUGACUGCGCCCCUCCCAGACAGCGGGAUGGCCAGCGGCUCAAGUCAAACAUGGGUAGCAGCUUCAGCUACCCUGAUGUCAAGCUCAAAGGCAUCCCUGUGUAUCCCUACCGCAGCGCCACCUCCCCAGCCCCCGAUGCGGACUCCUGCUGCAAGGAGCCACUGGCCGAACCCCCACCCAUGAGGCACAGCCUGCCCAGCACCCUUGCCAGCAGCCCCCGUGGCUCUGAGGAAUACUACUCCUUCCACGAGUCAGACCUGGACCUGCCUGAGAUAGGCAGUGGCUCCAUGUCCAGCCGAGAGAUCGAUGUGCUCAUCUUCAAGAAGCUCACAGAGCUGUUCAGCGUACAUCAGAUCGACGAGCUGGCCAAGUGCACCUCAGACACUGUGUUCCUGGAGAAGACCAGUAAGAUCUCGGACCUUAUCAGCAGCAUCACCCAGGACUACCACCUGGAUGAGCAAGAUGCUGAGGGCCGCCUGGUACGCGGCAUCAUUCGCAUCAGCACCCGAAAGAGCCGUACCCGCCCGCAAACCACAGAGGGGCGCUCAACCCGGGCCGCUGCCCCUGCCGCCGCUGCCCCUGACAGCGGCCAUGAGACCAUGGUGGGCUCAGGGCUCAGCCAGGAUGAACUCACAGUGCAGAUCUCCCAGGAGACGACCGCAGAUGCCAUCGCCAGGAAGCUGAGGCCUUAUGGAGCCCCAGGAUACCCUGCCAGCCACGACUCAUCUUUCCAGGGCACUGACACAGACUCUUCAGGAGCACCCCUGCUCCACGUGUACUGCUAACCCCACCGGGCCCAGUGGCCGCAACCCCUUCUGAGGAGAGGACAGUCUACAGCAAGAGGGGGGCCAGAACCCCCUUGUGGGAGGCAAGGCCAUGAGCCCAGAAGCAGUGCCUACUCUGGCUCCUCCCGCCUUGGCUGACUGGUUCCUGGACCACGUGCAUUUCACUGGGCCAUGGUGCCCACGUCCCCCUGGACCCCCUGCAUGGGCCUGUUCCUUCCUGCCCACCGUCUUCAGGAGGCCUGGGUCAUGGGAAGCAAAGACUAAGGAGUUAACUUCUGGGAUUGAAUUCCGACUCUAUCCCCAUAACAUGCUCCCCCUGUAACAUAUACCCCAUAACCAAUCAUACAAACUUCCCCCUCCCCAGGACAGGCUGGGGGUUGGGGGUGGUGUGUAACAGCUAAAAGAAGCUUGUCUUAAAUGGAUUGGGCAGGGUCUCUGUCUGGAAUUCUGUGGGCAGCGCCCACUCCACGUUAUGUUCUGUUGAGCAGUUAGGUUCUCGGCUGAAGUUCUACAUGCUAACAUGACCAUAGUACAAUAGACGUCUGUCUGCUCA
Molecule: messenger RNA, 1864 nt
Organism: Camelus dromedarius (Arabian camel)
Lineage: Eukaryota; Metazoa; Chordata; Mammalia; Artiodactyla; Camelidae
Gene: KDF1
Product: keratinocyte differentiation factor 1
Exons: 4
Coding region: 115-1311 (398 amino acids)
Biological process (GO): keratinocyte development; regulation of epidermal cell division
Cellular component (GO): cell junction
Source: RefSeq, a predicted model, not a curated record